UGUUUGUGUCUGCCUCCUCUUCCUCUUCAUCAGGAUCCAGAGACCCAAGAACUUCCCUCCUGGACCACAACCUCUUCCUAUAUUCGGGAACUUGUUUCAUUUUAACAUGAAAAAUCCUCUGAAAGACUUUGAGAAGCUCUAUGAUGCACUUCCUGUGGUGAGGUCCUUGCCCCUUCCCUUUAAAAAAGCCUUUGAUAACCACAGCAGACUUAAAAGCUUGACAGCAAACAUGAUCAACAAGCACAAGACAACAAGAGUCCCAGGAAAACUAAGAGACUUUGUCGACUGCUAUUUGGAUGAGCUUGAUAAGAGAGACAGCGAAUCCACUUUCAGUGAAGAACAACUUGUGGCGUAUGUUAUGAAUCUGCAUGGGGCUGGAACUGAUACCACAUCCAACACACUACUUACAGCAAUUCUCUACCUCAUGGUUCAUCCGGACAUCCAGAAGAGAUGCCAGCAGGAGAUUGAUGAGGUUCUGGAGGGAAAAUCUGAGGUAUCAUUCGAGGACAGACACAACAUGCCAUACAUACAAGCUGUGAUUCAUGAGUGUCAACGUGUUGCCAACACUGUGCCUCUGAGUGUGUUCCACUGUACCACAAGAGAUACUGAACUGAUGAACUAUACCAUCCCAAAGAGAACUCUGAUCAUUCCCAACCUGUCCUCAGUGUUGAGUGAAGAAGGCCAGUGGAAGUUUCCUCAUGAUUUUAAUCCAUCAAACUUCCUAAAUGAACAGGGACAGUUUGAGAAGCCUGAGGCCUUCUUACCUUUUUCGUCUGGGCCUCGUGUAUGUCUCGGUGAAAGUCUGGCUCGCAUGGAGCUCUUCCUCUUCUUGGUUACUCUGCUGCGCCGCUUUCAGUUCAUUUGGCCUGAAGAUGCAAGAGAACCAGAUUUCACUCCUGUGUUUGGGCUAACAAUAACACCCAAACCGUACAGGAUGGAAUUUAGGCUGAGAGAACCAGCAAGAGAAAUGUAGACCCAGUAUACAGUAUAUCUGCAUACAGAAAAUAUCUUUAUGGCUAUUGAAGAAAUGAGCCUGUCCUCAUGGGCAUGUGAUAGUUGUUCUAGUGUUAAUGUUACGUUAUAAUUAACAUGGUGAUUGGCUGUUUCACAUUUAAUUACUUCCUUCCUCGUGGCCUUGUAUCUAAAAUUGUGCCUUAUUUUUUCUGUGAUUCUGUGAAAAAAAAGGAUGUAAAAAAGGGAUGUAAGAGGUUUAAUCAAGUCAAAUUCCAGCUAUUUAGCCCAUGUUAAAUUAAACUGCCAGUAGUAAAUCUGGAUCUUGUUUUCAGUGUUUGACAAUGAUUAAAAAGUUGCAUUCAUCACAAAAUGUUUGUUUGGCAUAUAAAUGCCAAAUGCCGUGAUUGUAAAUAUAUAAAAACAAAUAUAUGCAUUACAUUUUAUUUCCUAGUGCCAGUGUUAUGCAUGUAAACAUCAUGAAAUACUCAUAAAAGGAAAAGUGAAAGAAAUAAUAUUUUUGGGGUGCAGAAAUAAUAAUGACUAGAACCCCAAUUCCCAAAAAGUUGGGACACUGUGAAAAACA
Messenger RNA from Neoarius graeffei (lesser salmon catfish), 1537 nucleotides. RefSeq names its product cytochrome P450 2D9-like. The transcript has 6 exons. Bases 107 to 973 code for a protein of 288 amino acids. Gene Ontology annotation, molecular function: oxidoreductase activity, acting on paired donors, with incorporation or reduction of molecular oxygen, reduced flavin or flavoprotein as one donor, and incorporation of one atom of oxygen; heme binding; iron ion binding. Gene Ontology annotation, biological process: xenobiotic metabolic process. Gene Ontology annotation, cellular component: cytoplasm; intracellular membrane-bounded organelle. The record is from RefSeq and is a predicted model, not a curated record. NCBI's taxonomy places the organism in Eukaryota, Metazoa, Chordata, Actinopteri, Siluriformes, Ariidae.